AUGGAGAGUGCAUCCAAUCGACUGCAAACGUCAGCCGAGAAAACUGGGCGACCCGAUACAUUUGGAACGUUAUCUNGUUAUCUACCCAUUCUUUCGCUGACCAACGAUUCCAUCCCGACAAAUUCCCUCAAGGUACCGGACAGUUUGAUGCAUCGGUUCGGAGUAGUUACUGUGACCGAUCCUACACUGGCUGUUUUGGAUUCUGGCGCAUUCCCGGAACACCAGGCGUACGGAUUUGGUCCGAUAAGUUUGAUCACUCAGCACAUGAUGGGCAAAGGCGUGUCCCGAUUGGCCGGCUUUGUUGUUCAGGUGAAAUGUUUUUUUCGAAUGAGUCACGUUCAAACUCCUUUGGCACAGACUGAUUUCCUUUUACUCAAAGCAGCUUCUAAUCGAGCAUUCAUGUUGCGUAUCAGAUUUCCGUUCCAAUGUGAUAAUGAAUUUUUCGAUACAUUUUACUUUCAAGUUUGA
Messenger RNA from Echinostoma caproni, 468 nucleotides. NCBI's taxonomy places the organism in Eukaryota, Metazoa, Platyhelminthes, Trematoda, Plagiorchiida, Echinostomatidae. The record is from the annotation of a GenBank genome assembly.